AUGUAUCUCCCUUUCACAAGAGCAUCUGAUACAAUUACCAAAUGGAUUCUAUGUUUUAGAAAAGAGACAAUAAACGAUGUAUCAAACAUUUCAAUAUGUAACAAUCUGGGAGUGAUACAGUUAAAAGGUAUUUGCGAGGAUCUUUCGGAAUUGUCAUUACCGCUACUGUCGAAUUUUAGAAUCAAUGAGUAUAACACGUCAGCUGAUCCUCUAAACGUUUUCAAGUCAAAUACGAAUCAAUGUGAAGCUAUUACCUCGACCGACGAAACUAGGAUUAGAAUUGAUUCAGAAAAGAAUUGUCAGCGCGAUAAAACACAUAGAUACAUGACCAUGCAAAUUCCUGUUACGAAACCGGUAUUUAUGAAAGUGAUUGGCAUGUCGACAUGUGCCGAGACAAAGCUUUCAGAUUCUGAGAUUGUUGAUAUUAUGGAACAUCUUCUGAUAUUUUUGGAUAAUCAAAGGUCAGUUCAGCGCCUCAUAUGCCAGUAUUUUUUGAACGAUAACGGUUUGUAUGAUCGACUUGGAACACUUUGUGAAGAAAGAACCGGGCAGAUUGAACAAAAAAAAUCGUGUUUUGAGGUAGCUUACUGCAACUUAGUAAUGGAAAUGCGUAAUGAAAUGUGUGUAUAUUCAGAAGAUGAGCAUUAUAAUGUUGUAUUUAUGUCAGAUAUUCAGGAAAAGAAAAACCGACUACUCGUUCAUACAAAUUUUUUGAACAUGGCUUCGUGCUUAUUUCCAAAGAAUGUUAUGGAAAUGAACAGUGGUUUCUUGUUUAAUAAUCGUGAGAAGCUAUAUAAUCUAUACAGAGAAGCAUCAUUAGAUGAAUCACUUCUUGUGAUUGAUAUUGAUUUUUCGGAUAUUUUCCAUGAUCCAGUGGGUAAGAGCUACAUAGAAUCUUUCUGCAGCGUCGCAGGAUUGAAUAUUCACAAAGUUCUAAGAUGCAAUUUUCUAGCGCUUUGUUGUGUAAAAAAAAUAGUUCUACGAUUUGAAAAAACACAUUUGACCUUCGACCUAGCUUUUUUAUCAACUGUAGAGGUAGAUAUGCAUUUGAAAAAAUGUGUUCUGCGAAACUGUGUUUUAUUCCCCAAAUAUCUCAAAAAACUGAAAAUAUCUAACUCAUUCAUCCGUUGCUCUAUAGUUUUACCUGAAAAUCUGGAAGAAAUAUCACUAAAAGAUACCGAAAUCAUAAAAGAUAGUACCGUGAGAGUUGACGAGGGUUGUAGAGCGAUAUGCAUUGACCAAUGUUCAGGUAAUAUUUAUAUUCCCUACAUUGAAAAAAACUUCCAUGUUACAUUUGGAGGCACUUGGUCAGUUAAACUAGUACGGAACAGCGAUUGUUUUAUUGAUGUGCUGAAGAUGGCUAAUGGGACCUUCACUGACAGCUUAGAAAAAAUGAAUCAAAACAUAAAAAUGCUUAUUCUCGAAGAGGUAGAAUUAUUAGCAGAACUUGUGCUCGUUCUAGGAAAAUUCUUAGAAAACAUCACAUUAACCAAAUGCACUGGUAUAAUUCGUUUAUACACUCCUAUAAGUGAACAAAGUAUACAUAUACGAAUUAAUUAUGGCCAAUUGGUCUUUGUCAGGUCGAAAAAAAACGAUUCUUGGGAAUUCAUAUUGCAGUCGGCAUUGUUAAUGAGUACCGUUAAAUUCAACGAUAGGCUGUCGAAAUUGCACAUUUGUGGCGUUGACUUUAAGUUAGACAGCCAUAUUGAGGUUCACAAAAACACAAGGAAUGUUAUUUUGGACAACUCCUACAGAUCGGUUUUUUUGGAUGAUGUUACGGGCCGUAAAAAAAUUAUUCCGAUAGAACAGAAGGAUUUCUGUUUAGAAAUGUCCGAUGAAUCCUCACCAUUUAAUAGUUCUGACGUAACACGUUCAUAUGAAAGCCAGCGGUUGUUAUUGAAGUACGCACACGUGAAUAAUAGUGAAUUUUUGAAAUCAAAUAUCAAAAGACUAGAAUUCCGAAAUGUUAUCGUCGAAGAAAAUUGUGUUUUACAAAUUGAUGAUGGCUUUGAAGAGUUAAAACUUUAUGGCUGCAUCGGUAAGUUCAAAAUACCAUUUGUAUCUUAUGAGAGCGAAUCCAUGAUAGAUUUUCACGAGACUGGAUGUUCGCUAGAAAUUGUUAAAACUUCGAUAAGUACGUAUAAUUUGGCCAUAAAAAACAUGAAUACUAGUAGGUCAAUAUCCGUAGAUGCGUGCAUUAGCGAUCUGAAUCUUCAACAUGUGGUUAUGAAUGAGGACUCGGUUUUUUCUCUUAAGCAUACGUGCACUAACAUCUGUCUAAGUUAUUUCAAAGGUCGAAUAAUCGCUCCUCAUAUUACGGCGCUCGACAGGCUGGUGUUGUCCAACAUGAAUUUGACGACGAACCAGUUUUUAUUAUCUAUUCCCACCAAUUUCUUGGAGGCAAAAAGCGUUGUUCUCGAUCAUAGCAUAGUAGUGCUUGGUGCUUUUGCCCAGACCAUGUAUCUAAGAUGGGCCAAAUUGAGCACGGAGACCGCCAUACAAAUAAUAUCGACCAACAACCUCAAUAAUUUCGCUUUCAGUUCUAUAGCAACACGGAUCGAUAUUACCAGUAUAAUAAGAAGCAUGGAAAACAGCGAACCGUCAUUUUUAGUGGAUGGGGACAUAAAGUAUUUUAGUGAGGAAGGUAUGAACGGUUGUACAACAUUCGAACUCAGAAACUUUCAAGUUCGCGCUCACUCAGAAUUAGCAAAAAAUGUGCAAUUCGUUGAUUUAGAAUACGUUUUUUCCGAUAAUAACUCGAUAUUACGCCUGAAUAAGGAGGUAGAAUACAUAAGGAUUACAUUUUGUCAGGCAAAUAUUGAUGUAGCCAUGGUAAAGGAAUUAAAAUCAGCCGUAAUUAAUUGUUCUUCAUUCGUUUAUGAUCAGAAGAUCUAUCAAUCAUUAAUUUACUUGUGUAUUUCAGAUCUAACAAUUGAACAGAAUGUAUACCUCGGCGAGAACCUCAAAACGCUGAAGCUUGAGGAGGUAACUAUCAGCAGAAACUGCACAUUUGCAAUAAGUAAGAAUAUUUCACGCUUACACAUAGAAAGAUCAUGUGGAAUGAUGUGUAUGUUAGGAGUGGGUGGCUUCACAUCUUUGGCAUUGGACUGCGGAAACACACUUGAAUAUGUAAGCGUUCCCACAACACGAGGUAGUUAUUCGCUGCGCCUUUCAAACUUUUGCUUUGAGAGUGAUAUUCGACUUUCCGAUGACAUAGAAGAAGUCAUUAUUGAGUAUGCCAAGGUCACCAACAAUGUAAAGCUAUUGCUCGGUAGGGAAUGCAAAAGUGUAGAGUUAAACACGAAUUGUAUUAAUUUGGAUAAUACUAGAGCUAGUAAUUUACAGAAAAUAACACUAAUAGCAAUUUCAUCGCAUGUUCUAAGCCAAAUUUUUUCGAUAAACUCUCUUAACUGUCUAACACUCGAAAAACUUAAUCUAAACAGCGUUACAAAAUGUGCAAACCACAUACGUACCGUUAUAUUGCGAAUGAUAGAUGUUCCGGAGGACAGGAUUUUUUAUGUCGGCGAAAAUUGUGAGGAGUUUCAAUUAUUACAAUGCAACGGAACGUUUGACUUGUCAGCAGUCAAAGUAUUAAGAAGGCUUGUAGUAAUUCCGCGAUUAAAUGGGACUAUGUGUCUUAAGCCACUGCAUUCAUCCCUGCGAACUGUGCGUAGCCUAGAAAUAGCUUACAAUUUUAAAAGCAGUUUCUUACAACAGGUAUUAGCAUGGUGUGUCAAUGUUGAAAGACUAACAUUACAUGGCUUAUAUUACGAUGAAGCAAUACGAUCACAUGCAUUUUCAUAUAUUUCCUUCGAGAAAAUUUUUGGUGUUUUUGUCACAGACAUUUGGCUGAAAAAGAAGCAUGCGGGCUUACCAAAACAUUGUCCCACAAAGUAUGACAAGAUGAUGAUAAUAAACCUGAAAAUGAAUGUAGUAUUUAAUGACAUGCUUACUUUCAAGACAUGGAGCAGACUUAAAUACCUGAAUUUGGUUGGGUUUAGCCCAGACAGUAGAAACACCAAAUUACUUAGAUUGUUUCGAAACCUGAAAACCCUCAUCGUAGAUUACCAUUUUAUCGAUGAGUACUUUUUUUCAUUUCUACCCCACGAGCUUGAGACACUAAAAAUUGCUGAAAGAAAUGUGCUUGUCGAUAGUACAUACGAUACGGAUACUCCGAAAUGCAAUCUAGACUUAGAGGGCCUAAAAGACAAUAGAAAUCUGAAAACUUUAAAUUUGAAUAAAGAGAUUUCUCGUAUCAGUGCUGUGUUUAAUUUUCUGCCGGAAAGUUUGGAAACCCUUCAGGUUACUUGGUUCUUUCUAAAUGAUGCAUGCCGAGUGAAAAUACUAACAAAGAAAAUUGCGUUGAAACAGCUGGUUUUAUGUGUAAACACCGAAGAAAAGUCAUCUUUUAUUGACAGAAACCCAUUUACAAGGCAAUAUCGUAGUUUAUUUGAUUAUUUUCGUAAUUUUAUCGACUUUGAGGGUCUUAUUGAGUUGACCUUAGAAGUAAACGGCGAACAAAUAAACCUGGAUACAAAAACAUACCGAAUCAAAUAAAAGUCUAUUGUCAAGAUGAUUUUUCCUUCAGAACGUCGUCAAACAAGGAUCAUGUAACAUAAGAUUACGGAUAGUAAACAAGUCGUAGGAUAAAAGGAUAAUUUGAUGUGGAUUAUACAGCGCAAUAAUAUUUUUUGCCCACUGUUUGCUGUUUAAAAACAAAAAGUUUCCUAUAAUUUGUUAGUCAUGUCGUAUAUUGGC
This is a messenger RNA of Vavraia culicis subsp. floridensis, 4758 nucleotides long. RefSeq lists its product as uncharacterized. The transcript has a single exon. The record is from RefSeq and is a predicted model, not a curated record. Bases 1 to 4557 code for a protein of 1518 amino acids. Lineage: Eukaryota; Fungi; Microsporidia; Pleistophoridae.